Molecule: messenger RNA, 8791 nt
Organism: Gigantopelta aegis
Lineage: Eukaryota; Metazoa; Mollusca; Gastropoda; Neomphalida; Peltospiridae
Product: rho guanine nucleotide exchange factor 17-like
Exons: 22
Coding region: 107-4642 (1511 amino acids)
Biological process (GO): actin cytoskeleton organization
Molecular function (GO): protein binding; guanyl-nucleotide exchange factor activity
Source: RefSeq, a predicted model, not a curated record
AUUUUCACCAAAAAUUACACGUCCAAAGUUGCCAUCUUUCUCUGGUGGGCGCUCAACUAGCCCCAGGGCAAAGACUGACCCCGGGCGUGGUGACAUUAAAUCUAUCAUGGAGGAUAUUAUGAACCUGAACAAAGUGGACUUUCCCAAAACAUAUGGCCGUCCUCGUGGCUUGAGAUCAUCCCCAAGUCAUAGUAAAUCACAGUCCACGAAUAGUUCACCAUCUGCAUCACCUAGUCUAGGAGACUCGCAUACCAAGGAGGAAUCUGCUUCGCCCUUCUCGCGAAAUCGCAGUCGGAGUCUGAAACAGCUGACAAACAAGUUGAAGACUGGAAAGUACAGCACUGAUAAUCAGCAAACCAACAUUCCGGAAGGGUCUGAACAAACUGAUCCUGUCCCCGAUGUGAAUGUCACUGACGUGGAUGCUCGGUCCCGAGAAUCUAGUCCUGAGGAAACAGCUUCUGAAGUUGUCAUCAGUGAGGAAGAUGCUGACCAUCAAACCAAAGAGUCUAGUCCUAGGGUGGAUACCCCUCAACAUUCUGUUGACAGAGAAUUGGAGGCCAUUCACAGUGAAAGUUCGUCUGAACCAUGCAGGCAGGAAUCAUUAGAUAGUCUGGAUCACGAGCAGACUCCAGAGAGCGAUGGUGCAGAAGACCAUGGCAGUGAUAUUAAGACAAGUCAUGAAUAUGUGACAUUGAACAUUGACAGACAAGCUGAGGAUGAGGGUGUUGAAGAGGGUGACACACCCUCCCCGAUUGUAAGCACGUUCACUUACCACCCCAUUGGAAGGAAUUCACCGUUCUUGAAACUGGCAUCUACAUGCCCAAAGAGAAGAACAGGCAUUACAACAUUGGCUACACUUGGCCGUGUUCAGCAGCUUUAUGGGAAAAAUGAGGAAGGAAAGACUGAAGAUGCAUCUGGAAAGAGAUUUCAGCGUCGUGAUGGUACUCAGGCUAAAGGAAAUCAGAAGAUGUCACCUGUUCGAUUUAUAACUCAUCCGCCCCACAGAAAGGCAUCAUUCCGGGAAGAUGGCUCUAUGGACAGCAAUGGAUUUGGUGCUUUGAAGGCUUCAUCUGCUGAUAGUGAUGAUGAGCAGAAACUAAGUCAGCUUUCCCUGACAGACAGUCAGUACUGUCCCAGUGAGGGAAUGGAAGACUCGUACCAGGAGGUUGUUGACAGUGUUAUAGGAGAGCAUGCCGACCCUGAAAAACAGGACAGGAAAAAUGGUAAAUCAUUAAAGCAUAAGUCUAAGAGUGACCCAAGUGGUGACAAGACUCGUGACCUGGGUGACUUCCCAAAGGUCAAUGAAUCUUCUCAGUCCCACAGUGCUCCUCUGCUUUCUAAAGAUGGCGAUGAGGCAAGCUCUGAUGAGGAUGAUGGAGAUGAAGCCAAACCCAAAUCUCACUCAGAAAAUAUUCUAUCAAGUGGCAGCAAUAUAGAUGAAAACACAGCGGAACAGGGUAUAGAUGAUGAUGAGCUGGAUCAGUCAGAAAAUGAAACCAGUAAUUUACUGAGUCCAUCAUCAGCACACAGUAUUGUUUUCUCCUCUGCUCCCACUACACCACAAGAUAACUUGCCAUUAGGCAUAACAGAACAUUCAGAGAGACUCCUAAGUGUGCCCACUCCUCGGAAACCUAUUCUUCGCAGCGCUAGCUCGGCUAGUGUGUUGACGCGAAAAGCGUAUGGAUCUACCAGUAAGGAUAAGGAUGCUAUUCGGAAGUACAGUAUCACGACUGACGAGAAACCGGCAACACUGUCUCCAGAUUUCUCUCCCCUUGGUGACUCCGGAUUGGCUACGAGUAUGCCUGUUGUGUGGAAGGACAGGAUUGGCAGAUCCGAGUCCCCAGAGAGAGACCCUUCAUUUAUUAAAGAUAAACGAUACCACAUUGUGGAAGAACUUUACCGAAAUGAAAAAGAAUAUGUAGAAGCUCUGAGGACAUUAAAAGAUAAAUAUAUGAUUCCGUUGAAAACGCAGAGUAGCCUAGACGACGCGAUCGUGGACAACAUAUUUUACAUGAUUCCCGAGAUCCUCACACAUCACUCCAUCUACCUGGACUUCCUCGACAACGUCUGGAAACACUGGGACAGCGCCACCAGCACUGUUGGCAACAUCAUCAUCACCAUUUUUUCUAAGCAGACUGUUUUAGAGAGUUACCUGUCAUUUGUUGAAAACUACAAGACUUCAGGGAGAGUCAUUGAAAAUGCUCUCUCAACCAAGUCUUCUAUCCAGAAAUUUCUUGAGAACUGUCAGCGCGACAGUGGCAGCAAACUGUCGAUAAAAGAUCUCAUUGUGCGACCCAUCCAGAGGAUACCGAGAUACGAACUGCUGAUACAGCGAUUACUGGACAAUACCCCUAGGGAUCACCCUGACUUUGACCUACUUCAACAUGCUGACAAGGUGAUGCAUGACUUGGCCAUCAAGAUCGGCACACUGAGUGAGAACCAGUCUGAAGAAGAUAUGCAACAGACCCUGAAAAAACUUGAGUUACUGCUCAUAACAGACCUUGCAGUUCCAGACAGGUCAUACCUGCGACAUGACAUGGUUCAAAUCUUGGUGAGUGGCAUUAACAAAAAGGACCAAUGUUGUAUCUGGUUUUUCUCUGACCUCAUUAUCAUCAGCAGCAUCAAGAGAAAAAGUGGACCGGUCACACGGAAAGUUUCCAUCAUUCUGAAAACUCCCAUGGGCCAAGACUUCACGGAGAACAUGAAACAUAAAGUCUGGCUCAGAGUGGGACUCGACGAUAUCGAAAUUGUUAAAACCCAGGGCUCUUUAACCCGGAGACCAACAAUUGACCAUGACCAGGUGGAAGAUGACCUGGCAAUACUGUCACAGCUGAGUGAACUCGCUAGCAGACUGUCUUGUCAACACCAGAAUUUAGAGGAUGUGAUUAAAGAGAUGACGUCCAUGUUGAACAAACAGUUGGCCGAGUGCUCUACCCGCAGUUCCUUACCAGACUCGAACAAGAUGGAACUUCUUGUUACAACUCAGGAAGGCAUUUUGCACCUUGUGAUAGCAUUCCCUUCAGCUGACAAGAAAUCAUCAUGGGAAUGUUUGUUUUAUGAUGCAAAGCAGAAACUUGCCCUUCUCUCCGACAAAAGGGCUCCUGAAUUUCUCCAGCCACUACAAAUCACAAAGACUCGAGCUGGCAUGCAGUUUUCCUGUGCCGCUCCCAUAGAUGGGCUCAAUGCUAACGGGUUUCGCGAUGUGUGGGUGUGUAACUCUGACGGCUACGUGGGUCACAUGUGCUUGCUGAGUCUUCAGCCCGAGCCAAUAGUCACCCUCAAUACACCCGUCCCAGGAUGCAAUGCUCGCAUUCUCUGUAUCUGUGCUGUUCCUGCUUACAGUGGGGCAUUCAGAAGAAAAAGCAGUACAAAAUUACGUCAAAAGAAGCACGAGUGCAACUCUUCGCCCUGCGAGGGUCCCCGUAUUAACAUCGAGAAGGCCGAGGAGGAUGAGGACACCCUGAACGAGGACGGCUACCAGUCGGACUCGGAGUCGAGUGACGACGAACCCAUGUCUUUCAAUGCGCGCACACAGGAGCUCUACGUGGAAGAUGUUCCCUCAGAUGAUGAUAUUACAAAACGACCGGCAGUGUCCCCUCUCACACGGAGUACCCCCGACCCGAUCUCAACCACUGGAAGCUGGGUGCAGGACGCCCAGAAAAGCACCAUGUGGCUCGGAACUGAAGAUGGCUGCAUUCAUAUCUUCCAAUGUACAGACAACAUAAAGACAACGAAGAAUAAACUGAAAAUACAACAUGGUUCCCCGGUGUAUGGUAUUGUAUAUCUUGACAAUAAAGUGUUUGUGUCGCUGGCCAAUGGUGAUCUGAUUGUGUACAAGAGAGACUUGAGCAAUUGUGGACUGUGGGACACUGGCUGUCCCUACACUCGUACGAUUGGCAGCGUGAUGUCUCCCAUCACCAAGAUGCUGGCCGUGGCGGGCAAGCUGUGGUGCGGCUCUCAGAACUCCAUCCACGUCAUCAACCCACUCAUGCUCACCAUCGAGAAAACAUUUCAAGUUGGCUCGGACGCAAACCGAUCGGUGCAGUGCAUGGUGUGUUCUGGUCAGGGUGUGUGGGUGGCCUCUCAGCAGAGUUCUAAAGUGAAUCUCUUCCACGCCACCACAUUUGAGUUCCUCAUGGAAGUCAGCAUAGCCCAGGGAGUGUCUUCCAAACUGCAGUCGGCUGAUGAUAUAAUCCGACAGCACAAGGCAGCGUGUUUGCGGAUCACCUCGCUGCUUGUGUGCAAGGACUUGCUGUGGGUGGGGACGAGUGCAGGAGUCAUUCUCACGAUGCCGAUACUGAAGAUCACAUCCACCACAUCAUUUGGCUCUCUGCCCACCCCAACAGUCACAGGUCUAGUAUAUGGCCACACUGGCCACGUCCGAUUCCUCACCAGCGUGGAGCUGUCGAUGGGAGCAGCCAACAAAUCAAACAACCCGUGUGCUAAAGACACUCAGGAAGAGGGCAUUACGCUUCAUGACAUUCAUAGACGCUCGUCGCUCGCCACAACCACCGCUACCAUGGCAACCAGGAUGCUGGUGAUCAGUGGCGGCGACGGUUAUGAGGACUUCCGAAACACAGUGGCUAAUGAAGCUGCUGGUAGGGACGACAGCACUAACCACUUGUUACUGUGGCAGGUCUGAUAGAUGUUUGCCAUGUAAGUAGAGAAAACCUAAGUGGUAUUAUUCAGUAGCGCACUGUGUUGUACAUGUAUGUGGUGAAGCCCAAGUUAGGCUUUUUCCAAGACUGCAAGUAAUUUCAUGUAUAUGUGGAUACACUACAAGUCGAGCAUUAUGGAUUUCACUGAGUAAAAAUUUAUUCUUGUUUUCUUGGAAAAACCACAGCAUGAUGAGGCUUAUGAAGACUUCAUGUGUACAUGGAAAUUUCAUGUAUAUGUGGAUCCACUGCAAGUCGAGCAUUGAGGAUAUUAUGGAUAACAAAUUAUUCUGGUUUUAUUGGAAAAAUUACAGCAUAGUGAGGUUUCUUUUCAAGAAUACCAGAAACUUCAUAUUUAUAUAGAAAUGUAACCACAGAAGAUUUCAGGAUUUUCUUGGAUAACAUGAUUCUUGUUUUCAUGGAAAACCAACAAGACAUGAUGAGGCUUUUCCGAGAUUACCAGUAAUUAUAUACAGGCAUGGAAAUAACAAAACAACAGUGGCUUAUAUCAGAUGACCGAUUACAUGAUGUCUACUUAGAAACACAGCAGAAUAAGAGUUGUUGCUUUCUGGAAUUACAAAUAACUGUGUGUUUUUGUUAGACUGAAAGACAAAUUACAACUUCUCCGAGACUCAAUAACUUCAUGUUUGCAUGAAAAUAUGACAAAAACCAAUGAAGAUGUUUGCUGAGGGUACCAUGAACUUCAUAUUUAUCUCUCAGUAAAUACAUGGAAAGUGCAAAAUGUAAUAUUUUCUAAGGAUACCAUUGACAACAUGGAAGAUACUAGAUCAUGAAAAAAGGCUUUCAAUGAAACUACAGUUGACUUCAUGUCCACGUGAAGAAAAAGUGAUCCCUGUGGCUUUGUGGUAUUGUCAGUGAAAUAAAUGCCAUUUGCUCCACUCAGAUACACACUGACAAAAUACUUAAACCUUUUAACAUAUCCUCAUAGUGGUUAUCUCCCCUAAGUUUUUAUUGAGAUCUGCAUCAAAGUUUUAGUCUUAUUUCAGAACUUGUUGUUACAGCUUGUGGUCACUUUCAUGCACAAGGACUCUGGUUUUAGCUGUCCGAUUUGCCUUUGAUCAUUAAUUAUAGAUUCAUUAUUGUUCAUCAGAAAUCCACUUUUAAUGAGUUACACAAAACGGGUAGAGAAGACUCAAAAACUCGUGAUUGUUGUUAAAUUUGAUCUUGGAUUAGGUGACUAGAAUUUUAAAAUUGUGUCUGUAUCUUUGUGUAUCUGUAUAGAAGUAUGUGCCAAGUGACCUUUUCAGCAAAUUAGUGACAUGAUCUAUAUCACAGUUGAAAUCCAGUCAUUGUUAGCAUUUUAUUUUAGUACUUUGCUAAUCAAAUAAAGAAAACAAACCGGUUGAUAAUCAUGAUAUGAUUUCAAAUUACUCUUGUGGCUUGAGUCUGCCAAGACUAUUGCUUGGUGCACACCUUCUGAUUAAUGCCGACUUGACUGUGGAGUCUGCAGUAGUCUGAAAAUAUGCACCUGCAUACACCAGCCCAUGCAACUGUCUAGUCGGGACAAAACUGAAGAUUAGAUGCGAGUAUCACAUCACUGUUAAUGAAUAGGUGUAUGCCAAGUAUUAUUCAUAUAAUGGGUACAUUGUGCACCUGACAGUCUGGGUUUAUCUGAAUCUGAAUGAUAAAACUGUUCUCUGUGAUCAAAAUCUUAUCUCUGCACACAGCAGUUGAAAUAAUAUUUUAGACAAAGUCGUGCUUGCUUCCACAAUCCACUAUCAGGUGCUCGUCCUUAAAAUGACUGCCACUCCCCAUAGAGAUCUGUAAAACAUUAGUGACUCAGCUGAUGGCUUUUAAACUUUGUGUUUAAUUUUAUAUUUUCAAUAAGCACCAUGUAGUAAGAAAGAAUAUUGUCAAUUUGUCUUUUUUUAAAUACAGCAUCUGUAAUAGUUAUAAAUAUUCUGGAUUAUUAUGUAAACUGACAUUGUGACAGCAGGAAACAAGGUAUUGAAUUAAAAGUGGGAAAUUAAUGUAAGGCCUUUACCAAAGCCACUGGAGUUAUCUUUUCUUUGUUUGUGUGGUUCUGUUAUCGUCUCAUGUUACCUGACAUGAUUUGUAUUUUUUGUCGGUAGUAUUUUCUUUUUAAAUAUUACAGGUUUCUGUCAUAUUCUGCUCAUUUGAAUUUUAAGUGCUUAUUUUAUGUUAUUUAUUUUAACAUAGUUAACUGAUUAUUUUUUUUAGUUAUCUUUUAUGUUUUAUGAUCUGGAGUUUUUAUUUUGCUGCCAUUAUUAGAUAAAUGUGAACAAUUUGUUAUCUUUUAUUGACAUAAAUUAUGGAAGGCAUCAGAGGUGUCUAAUUUUUUUUUUAUUAAAGUCAAGCUUCUACCUAUAACUGUAUAUUUUUUAUACCAAAGAAAAAUGUUGGUGCAUAAACUUUGUGUCAUAUUAGAUAAUUUCUGAAUUGGUCUUUCUUAUAUUAAGAAUAAAUAUUACCAUAAUGCAAAGCAACAAUGUGAAUAUAUUCUAAAUUGUUUUCAUUACCUUUAGGCAGGUUAUAUAGUUUUCUCCUUAAGUAAAUGAUACAGAGUUUAUUGCAUUUUAUUAUUAUUAAUGGUAUUAUUUUUUGUAGGAACAGAUUGUAAAAAAAAAAAACUAUUGAUGUACAAUACAUUUGUUAAUAUAUUUGUUUUACCCUAGUCUUCUUAAACCAAUCUUUAUUACCUCCUUUGUACCAGUGAGUAGUUCAGAGAUGAUUGGGUAGAUUUGUUUGUCAGUCUGCCAUAAUAAUAAAAUUCCCUGAUGACAAUUUUUUUUAGCAUGUCGGCAACUUUAAAAUUACAUUCAUAUCUUGAACAUACUUUGUUUUAUAAAACAGUGUUUUUUUCCCCACCCCCCCCCCCCCCCCCCAUUAAUUCUUUACAUAAUUAUGCAGAUUGUUUAUAUUUAACAAUAUGGCAGCAAAAGCAGACUGAAUAAGAUCUGAGUUAAAUUAGUCAAAUUUAUGCGUUUAGUCAAUAUAGUUAAUAUAGUCAUUGUCAUCUCAUGUGAUCUUUUAUUUUUACCAAGUCUAAAUUUUAUCUGUUUCCGUUUGUUGUGACAUUUGUUUCUUUUAUUAUUAUUUUUUUGUGACUGCCAUUUUACAUAUUCAAAAUGGCUACAUAAAUGAUGAACUGUAUACUAUUUAGGGUAACUCACGGUUGUGAAAUAUUUCUGUCAACCCUAAAGUAUUGUGAAUUUAUUUGCCAGUAAUUUAACGUCUUAUUUAUUCAAACUGUAUAUUGUGCACAUAUAUCUGUACAGAAGAACAAUUUUGCGAGUAGAUAGAGUUAACAAGUUUCUGUAUCUUUAGGUUCCCGCUUUCUACAAUGUUGAUGUACGAGUGAACCAUCUAUGUAUAACUACUUGUUUUAUCUUUGUAUUUCAUCUAUUUCUGAUGUCCAUUUAUCAUUAAUGCUGUCGCAUCCACAAAGUACCAGAUCUGAAGAUCUGUUUACAGAAGUCAUCAUUUGUUUUUAAUUAUCCAUCACUACUAAUAAACAUUCAUGAUUCACAUUAUUAAAAAAGCUGUGCUAUUGAAAUAGCUUUUUUGACUAGAAUUGGAAAGCUAGUUCUAGAAUUCUGUCAUUACUUGUUGAUUGUUUUUUUUUAGGAGCUGUAUUGAUCAACAUCUUCCAAAAUGUAAAGCAUUAUAUUUUAUUGAUUCAUAAAUAAAGUAUGCUAUAUAUUGUUUAAUUUUAGGUUGGGAAGCUUACAUAAAUGAGAGUAUGUAGUUAGUUUCUUUGGCCAUAUUUCAUUUUUAAUGGGUUUUUUUUUUUUUUUUUUUUUUUUUUUUAUUUUAAUUUUGUGUUUUUUUGUGUGUUUUUUUUUGGGGGGGGGGAGGAGCGAGGGGAGUUUGCAUGAACAUCACAAAGAUGUUCAAGGUAGAUUAGAAAAUUAAAUUUAUAAUAAAUAUUUUCAUUACUAAAUUUCAAAAUUUCACUAGUCAUAAACAAUUUUUAUCGGACUAUUUUCAAAGAAUUAUAUUGUUACAGUUAACCAUUAAUCAACCUUUCUUGAAUUGUUUUUUUUUGGGGUUUUUUUUUUUUGUUACUGUAUUAUUUUCAUUUAGAAUUUAUGUAUGGUUAAUUAAAAAAAUACAUGUAUAUAUUUAAAAAUACACAUGUAACUUUUUCAUUA